Messenger RNA from Jaminaea rosea, 1008 nucleotides. RefSeq names its product Pkinase-domain-containing protein. NCBI's taxonomy places the organism in Eukaryota, Fungi, Basidiomycota, Exobasidiomycetes, Microstromatales. Gene Ontology annotation, cellular component: nucleus. Gene Ontology annotation, biological process: protein phosphorylation. The transcript has a single exon. The record is from RefSeq and is a predicted model, not a curated record. Gene Ontology annotation, molecular function: cyclin-dependent protein serine/threonine kinase activity; ATP binding. The annotation marks the transcript as partial.
CUAGGCGUGGGCACCUUUGGCGAAGUGUCACGAGCUCGCCACAUCGAGACGGGCGCAGACGUCGCGCUCAAGAAGAUCAAAUUUCAAGCCAAUGACGCCUCCAAUGGAAUGCCCAUCACAGCCAUUCGCGAGAUCAAGCUGCUCAAGAGACUUGCACACCCCAAUGUGUGUCCCGUCAUUGACAUGGUCUAUGAACCAGCAAGCUCGCCAACAGGGGCAGGGACAGUCUACAUGGUCCUGCCCUACAUGCAGCACGAUCUCAAUGGCCUCCUCGAGCGGCUCGACAGCGAAGACAAGCCCUUUACUCCGGCCCAAAUCAAGCUCUACAUGAAGCAGCUUCUCGAAGGUACCCUUUAUCUGCAUCAGAACAAAAUCUUGCACCGAGACAUUAAGGCGGCCAACAUCCUCAUCUCCAAUGACGGCUCGUUGCGCAUUGCAGACUUCGGCUUGGCUAGAGCCUACCAUGACCCGGGAGACGACACGCAAGGGGGCAUACCCGCGUGGAAGAUGGACGCCCGCACAGGUCAGUCGGGUUGGAAGGGCGGAGACGUAAAUUACACAGGCAUGGUCGUCACUCGAUGGUACCGCCCGCCAGAAUUGCUCGCCGGAGAGCGCAAGUACGGACCCGCCGUUGACAUGUGGGGCAUGGGCUGUCUGCUGGCCGAGAUGAUCUUGCGCCGCCCCCUGUUCAAAGGCUCGUGCGAAGUCAACCAGCUCGAGCUCAUCGCCGAUCUCUGCGGCUCACCGGAUGAUGCUACUUACCCAGGCUGGACCUCUCUGCCCGGCGUCAAGAACUUCGACCACAACGGCAAGAGCACAGACGAGCGCGGUCGCGUCGACUUUGGUCGCAAGCGCCGAAUGGUCAGAGAACGCUUCCAAGGCAUGGUACGCACAGAGCUGGCAGACCUCAUUGACAAGCUGCUCAUCCUCGAUCCACGUCAACGUCUCACGGCGGAGGGUGCGCUCCGUCACCCUUGGUUCGAUGUCGAGCCCCUGCCUGCCGACCCG